GUUGCCAUGACCACCGCGCUCUGCCCGCUCCGCGCCCUCGGACGCUCCGCGCUGCGGCCCCCGGGGCUCCCCCGCGCUCGCCGCCUCCACCUCAGCGCGCACAGGCAGGAGGCUGUUGUGAUCUCUGGGAGGAAGCUGGCCAGGCAGAUCAGGCAGGAGGCCCGGCAGGAGGUGGAGCAGUGGGUGGCAGCUGGGAACAAGAGACCCCACCUCAGCGUGGUCCUCGUGGGUGCAAACCCUGCCAGCCACUCCUACGUCCUCAACAAGACCAAAGCAGCUGCUGACGUUGGAAUCAGCAGUGAAACCAUCCUCAGGCCAGCAUCUGUCACUGAGGAGGAGCUCCUGGAGCUGAUCAGCAAACUCAACAAUGAUGCCAAUGUGGAUGGGCUCUUGGUCCAGCUUCCUUUGCCUGAACACAUUGAUGAGAGGAAGAUCUGCAAUGCUGUGACUCCAGACAAAGAUGUUGAUGGCUUCCAUGUCAUCAACGUGGGACGCAUGUGCCUGGACCAGUAUUCCAUGCUGCCAGCCACCCCCUGGGGGGUGUGGGAGAUCAUCCAGAGAACUGGCAUCCCAACGCUGGGGAAGAACGUGGUGGUGGCAGGCAGGUCCAAGAACGUGGGGAUGCCCAUUGCCAUGCUGCUGCACACUGAUGGCAGGCACGAGCGCCCGGGAGGUGAUGCCACAGUGACAAUCUCUCACCGGUACACGCCCAAGGAGCAGCUGAAGCAGCACACCAUCCGUGCAGACAUCGUGGUGGCUGCAGCAGGCAUUCCCAACCUGAUCACAGCUGACAUGAUCAAAGAAGGAGCUGCAGUUAUUGAUGUGGGGAUAACCAGAGUGCAGGAUCCUGUCACUGCCAAGUCAAGGCUGGUGGGAGAUGUGGAUUUUGAAGGGGUGAAGAAGAAAGCCAGCUACAUCACUCCAGUCCCUGGGGGUGUGGGGCCCAUGACAGUGGCCAUGCUGAUGAAGAACACCAUCAUUGCUGCCAAGAAGCUCUUGAAACCCAAGGAGCUGGAAGCAUUAACUGCUUAACACGGGACUUGUUAGCACUGAAACCAACAUUCCAAAGUGACUCCCAAACAGGCCGAUAGAAAACAUGCAAUAUUUUUAUUUAUUGCCUUGGAGGGGGGAAUUUCUUCCCCUGAGGUCACAGCUAUUUAUUGGCAGCUGCAGCUUAGGCACAAUAGUUGGACUAAGGUGUCAGCAUCUCCACUCCUGCCUUACUCCUGCUUGUGGUUAAGCUCUUGUAGGAAGCUCUCCCUGCUCUUGCAGGGGAAUCCUGGCUGUGCAGCUUUCCUGGGAGUUUGGUGAUUCCAUGGGAACCACUGCAUGGUGCAAGGCAGGACCUGCAGGGUUCCCUCUCUUCUCUUGACUGCUCCCUCUGGCUGGGUUGCUGGUGUGGAACUCGUGCUGAAGUCUUCUACUCAAGGCUGGAUGUUUUGUUUGCAGUUCAGCUCUUCUGUAGAAGAAGUUACUUGAAAAAAACA
Molecule: messenger RNA, 1487 nt
Organism: Calypte anna (Anna's hummingbird)
Lineage: Eukaryota; Metazoa; Chordata; Aves; Apodiformes; Trochilidae
Gene: MTHFD2
Product: methylenetetrahydrofolate dehydrogenase (NADP+ dependent) 2, methenyltetrahydrofolate cyclohydrolase
Exons: 8
Coding region: 7-1032 (341 amino acids)
Biological process (GO): tetrahydrofolate interconversion
Cellular component (GO): mitochondrion
Molecular function (GO): methylenetetrahydrofolate dehydrogenase (NADP+) activity; methylenetetrahydrofolate dehydrogenase (NAD+) activity; methenyltetrahydrofolate cyclohydrolase activity
Source: RefSeq, a predicted model, not a curated record